Molecule: messenger RNA, 198 nt
Organism: Aspergillus fischeri NRRL 181
Lineage: Eukaryota; Fungi; Ascomycota; Eurotiomycetes; Eurotiales; Aspergillaceae
Exons: 2
Coding region: 1-198 (65 amino acids)
Source: RefSeq, a predicted model, not a curated record
AUGUUGGUGUACGCCUUUUAUUUUACCCUCUUUGCCUUCCAGGCACUAUCAAAAAGUGUUAAGUUUGUCUCCCCGUCGCAAAGCAAGACUUCAUUUCUCAUAUCGCGGAUUAGUUUCGACGAAAAAAUCACGGUGGAGCUUGACGAAAUAGAUGACCGAGUGAUUGAACGCAAAUAUCGGCGACCAAGUGGAGUUUAG